Megalops cyprinoides (Indo-Pacific tarpon) is the source of this 4739-nucleotide messenger RNA. Its product is annotated as phosphatidylinositol 4-kinase beta-like. The record is from RefSeq and is a predicted model, not a curated record. Gene Ontology annotation, molecular function: 1-phosphatidylinositol 4-kinase activity. The transcript is spliced from 12 exons. Gene Ontology annotation, biological process: phosphatidylinositol phosphate biosynthetic process; phosphatidylinositol-mediated signaling. NCBI's taxonomy places the organism in Eukaryota, Metazoa, Chordata, Actinopteri, Elopiformes, Megalopidae. Bases 355 to 2901 code for a protein of 848 amino acids. Gene Ontology annotation, cellular component: membrane; cytoplasm.
UACCGACAACGCGACUCGUUUACAGGCAGCGUUACAGUCAUGAUCCUCCAUACGUGAUUUAUAAUCUGCGGGUGAUUAGCCCUUUCUAGAGUACAUGUGCCAGCCAAUGGACUCUGAUUCCGUCAGCGUCGCCCACUCGCCGCUGUGACAUCGCCGGUUAAAUUUAAAUUGAAUUUUUCAGGACCCUGCAGGCCAGAAGCAGACAGACUCUCCGGGCCCUCGGUUGCGGCCAAGUUGCCGAAAGUCGGGAGCCGAUCGGGUGGGGGGAUCGGGAGAUUUCCCCCGAUGGAGCAGUGAAAACUGGAGAUACGGAAGAGCAUCCGAAUUUCACUCGACUAAUAGCUUGCUUACCAGAUGCCCAUGGGUGACACGGACGUGGCGCUGUCUCCCGCCCAGAUGGAGGAACUCCAGCGGAGCCCCUCAGCCUCCUCCACCUCUGCCUCCUCCUGCCCCUCCUCUCCCUCCAGCUCCUCCUCCUCGUCCUCCUCCUGCUUCAGCCACCUGCAGCAUCAGCGGUGCCGCUCGGCCGGCCCCGGCAGCCCCGGCAGCAGCAGCAGCAGUGACGGCGUGCGGGGCGGCAGCCCACCGCUGGGCGUCAUCUCCGAGGGCGUGGCAGAGAUCGGCCCGCUCAUCGACCCCGAGGUGGCCAGGAGGGCCUGCCAGGAGGUGCUGCAGAAGGUCAGGCUCCGCGAGGGCGAGGAGGCGCGGCCGGCCCUCGGGAUCCGCGAGGAGGAGGGGGGCGAGGGCGAGGGGAGGCCGUCCCCGGGGGCGGGGCGGGGGCAGACGCGGGGGGGCGCAGCCAAGCAGUCCUGGCUCCUGCGGCUCUUCGAGUCCAAGCUCUUCGACAUCUCCAUGGCCAUCUCCUACCUGUACAAGUCCAAGGAGCCAGGCGUGCAGGCCUACAUCGGCAACCGGCUCUUCAGCUUCCGGGACGAGGACGUGGACGUGUACCUGCCGCAGCUGCUCAGCAUGUACGUGCACAUGGACGAGGACGUCGGGGACGCCAUCCGGCCGUACGUGGUGCACCGCUGCCGGCAGAGCAUCAGCUUCUCGCUGCAGUGCGCCUGGCUGCUGGGCGCCUACUCCUCCGACAUGCACAUCUCCACCCAGCGCCACUCGCGCGGCAGCCGGCUCCGAAAGCUCAUCAUGUCCGAGGAGCUGAAGCCCGCCGGGGGCCACCGGCCGCCCCCACGCCGCGACCCCGCCCCGCCCCCCUGCCCCCCCGCGGCCGAGCCCUGCCUGUCCCCUUCCAAGCGCACCCACCAGCGCUCCAAGUCGGACGCGGCGGCCAGCGUCAGCCUUGGCGGCGGUCUGAAGAGAACGGCCAGCAACCCCAAGGUGGAGAGCAGCCAGGAGGAGGGGCUGAGCGACAGCACCGAAAGCCUCCAAUCAGAGACUGGUACACCGGUUCGCCUGACCCCCCAGCGGGAGUUCAUGAAGUCCCUGAUGGGCAUCGGGAAGCGCCUGGCCACGCUGCCCACCAAGGAGCAGAAAACGCAGCGGCUGAUCUCCGAGCUGUCGCUGCUCAACCACAAGCUGCCCGCCCGCGUCUGGCUGCCCACCGCCGCCUUCGACCACCACGUGGUGCGCGUGCCCCACACCCAGGCUGUCGUGCUCAACUCCAAGGACAAGGCUCCGUACCUGAUCUACGUGGAGGUGCUGGAGUGCGAGGGCUUCGAGACGUCUAGCGUGCCCGCGCGGAUCCCGGAGGCGCGUAUCCGCUGCACGCGCUCGGCGGAGAACCUUCCGGACUGCGGCAUCACGGCCGAGCAGCGCGCCGGCAGCUUCUCCACCGUGCCCAACUACGACAACGACGACGAGGCCUGGUCGGUGGACGACAUCGGCGAGCUGCAGGUGGAGCUCCCAGAGAUCAACACCAACAGCUGUGACAACAUCUCCCAGUUCUCUGUGGACAGUCUCACCAGCCAGGAGAGCAAAGAGCCCGUCUUCAUCGCCGCCGGCGACAUCAGGAGGCGUCUGUCCGAGCAGCUGGCCCACACCCCCACCACAUUUCGGAGAGACCCGGAGGACCCCUCAGCGGUGGCUUUGAAGGAGCCCUGGCAGGAGAAAGUCCGACGGAUACGGGAGGGCUCGCCCUACGGCCACCUCCCAAACUGGCGCCUGCUCUCGGUCAUCGUCAAGUGCGGGGACGACCUGCGUCAGGAGCUGCUGGCCUACCAGGUGUUGUGCCAGCUGCAGUCUAUCUGGGAGCAGGAGAGGGUUCCUCUCUGGAUCAAGCCGUAUAAGAUCCUGGUGAUCUCGUCGGACAGCGGGAUGAUCGAGCCGGUGGUGAACGCUGUGUCCAUCCACCAGGUGAAGAAGCAGAGCCAGCUGUCCCUGCUGGACUACUUCCUCCAGGAGCAUGGGAACUACACCACCGAGGGCUUCCUCACCGCCCAGCGCAACUUUGUACAGAGCUGCGCCGGCUACUCCCUCAUCUGCUACCUGCUGCAGGUGAAGGACAGACACAAUGGGAACAUCCUGUUGGACUCUGAGGGCCACAUCAUCCACAUCGACUUCGGCUUCAUCCUGUCCAGCUCCCCCCGCAACCUGGGCUUCGAGACGUCAGCCUUCAAGCUCACCAGCGAGUCUGUGGACGUAAUGGGUGGUCUGGAUGGCGACAUGUUCAUCUACUACAAGAUGCUGAUGCUGCAGGGUCUGAUUGCCGCCCGGAAGCACAUGGAGAAGGUGGUGCAGAUCGUGGAGAUCAUGCAGCAAGGUUCCCACCUGCCCUGUUUCCACGGCUCCAGCACCAUCCGGAACCUGAAGGAGCGCUUCCACAUGAACCUGACGGAGGAGCAGCUGCAGGUGCUGGUGGAGCAGAUGGUGGACGGGUCCAUGCGCUCCAUCACCACCAAGCUGUACGACGGCUACCAGUACAUCACCAACGGCAUCCUGUAAACACACGCGCGCACACACACAUACACACGCGCGCACACACAGAACCGGACUCCUCUACAGACUACGGAGGCCACGCCUCCUUCUUCUGUCACCCGACACCGUGCCCGAAGCCCCUCCCCUUGGCGCUGUCAUGGCUCCUCCCCUGUGAGGGAGUCGGCGUUCUCUCUGCUGCUGGGGGACCCUGCGGGAGCCCAGGGGACACGGCCGGGUCGUGCCGUCAUCAACACUUCUGCUCUUGCGUACCUCUGUGCCACCGGUCACCCAGUCUCUCUCGAACCCUCCCCUCACGCCCCGUCUCCUGCCUCUGCCUCCCAUCACGCAUUGCAGUCGAGACGCUGCCCGGUUUCACUCGUUGCCCCCCCCCCUCCCUGUCUGCUUUCGCGGUCUGGGGGCUGUGUGCUUGCUCUGCGCCACUGCGGCCCUCUGAGUCUGGGACUGCAGCGGACGCAGGGUGACAUCACAGAGCACUGGGAUUCACACUGGCUGCCUUUAAGUAAACUUAUUUCCAUGAACUGGGACCGGUAAAUUUGCCAUUAGGAAGAAAAAUUGCAUUAAUUAAACUGUUAUUCCUUGGUGGUAAUUCAGAAAAGACUAUGGUUAGGUAAUGCUUGCAAAAGUCCCAUUUCUUGAAAAAAGAAACAUACUGAAAAUGAAAUGGUCUCAAUUUAAUUUUAUUAUAGUUGUUUUAUUGUAGUUUUAACCCAAACAGUGUUUUUAAGCUAUUCAAGGCCCAAGCCAUAAUCUGUGGAGACUGAGUUUCAUUUGUAAAGCGCUAUGCAUUGAAAGUAGUCUCAUUUUAAAGCUUUUAGCGUACUACACAUCUAUACUGGGUGGCUCUUGCAUAUGUAUGUUUUAAUCCCUGAGGUAGUAAGUACGUAAGGUGUCAUUUCAGUUGCAGGCUUUGCCUAAUGCAAAGCUCCAGGUCCCUGUCCUGGCAGGAGGAUUGCCUUGUAGCCCAGUGUAGGCGUCCCCCAUACCGCCAGGCCUUAAGCUCCAAAUCUCUGACCUAUAUGGGUUCCGCUUAACCUGUUGACGGAGCGUUUUGUAAACAGAGGGGCGGUGGGUCGGUGCCUCGUUCUCUGUGGACUGAAAAUUCAAAGGGAAGGGAGGGGCUAGCAGGUGAAACAUGGCCACACGUUCACCUUCCUACACUGCUGGGCACUGGGGUUGCCUGGGCUUGGAGAACAGGACAGGCCUGAGAGCACACGCCAUUGGCCCGCUGAUGACCCCUCCCCCUGGCCCUGCUCCUCCCAUUUUUCAGUGAGAAGGCGGAGGAGUUUGGGGGUAGGGGGGGAGGCAUUGAGGUGGACAAUAAUAACACUUAAAGUUUUUGAAUGCCCCCUCCUUGUAUGGCAUUUAAUGCAUGUGACCAAGGGGCAUGAAAGCACACAAAUGCACCAGUCAUUUCAAGGUAAACUGCUGCCCAGGAGGGCAGUGCAAGAACACUUACAGCAUCUGCAUUGGGACUGCUGUCCUUUUUACAUUAUGGCAAAGAACAGCACAGUGAUAUCAAAUGGACUUGAACCUUACCUUGAACCUCUUACCCUCUCUAAGACACAAAUCCACCCCCCCCCCCAACCAGAAACAAGCUGAUAUUUUACAUAUUUUAGAUGUUUUUAGGAGGCAGAACUGGACUUUUGAAUCGUCACGCUGACUGUGAAGCCACUAAGGAGGAUCGUAAUGAAGUCACUGGCGCUGAAGACAAUAUUGUGGAAGCGCAGUAUUUCUGUGGACAUUUUCUGAGGUUCCCUCAUACUUGAACAAAUAGGUUAUGUAGCUGUGGUUUUCAAAAAAAGGAGGUAGUCAGGAGAGCAAAAAAAUAACAAAAAAAGACUUUA